This is a messenger RNA of Silurus meridionalis, 1711 nucleotides long. It is a transcript of the gene hoxd13a, whose product is annotated as homeobox D13a. The record is from RefSeq and is a predicted model, not a curated record. Bases 343 to 1179 code for a protein of 278 amino acids. Lineage: Eukaryota; Metazoa; Chordata; Actinopteri; Siluriformes; Siluridae. Gene Ontology annotation, molecular function: DNA-binding transcription factor activity, RNA polymerase II-specific; RNA polymerase II cis-regulatory region sequence-specific DNA binding. Gene Ontology annotation, biological process: regulation of transcription by RNA polymerase II. The transcript is spliced from 2 exons.
UAAAGCUAUUAUUUGCUAUUAAAGCUUUGAUUCAAAGAUUUAGAUUUAUUGAAAAUAAUUAAUGUAAAAUCAUAGAUGAACCGGUCUCCGGUUUUCUAAACGAGUUAUUCUCUUAGUAGCGUAUUAUCCAAGGCCAACUUAGUCAUUUGCAUGUCACGUGGUUAGUAUGAACCAAUCUUGUUUCAGGUUGUCGGGGUCCUGUAAUUAGUCGGGAAAAUAUAAAAAGCCUUGCUGUCAAUUGAUUUUUUUAAUGCUUUGCCCUACUUUGCUUCACUGGAUUGGAUUACGAAAAGCAAUGGUUUUAAUUACUGUCCGGUUAAUUUUGUUGGUUGUCAUGUAAAAAUGGAACGGCAAGAGCUAGGCGGGGAGAAAGCCAGAAGUUUUUACACUUCUGCAUUUGGAGCGCACUCGAGUCGAUGUUCGCCUUUUUUGCUUUCGGAUACACCGAGCUCUCUGAGCCCCGAUCCUCUAUCUACUUACGUAUCCUUUCCCAAUACAGCGUCGUGUACCAACUCACAAGUUACUUUUGGGUGCCACUUCGCCAACGGUUUCUACAGUUGUAAAGCUUCCCCAAGUCCAAUGUUUCAGCAACGAGUCAUGAACCACCACGGCGUUAAUGGAAAGGUAUAUGGACACUUGUCUGAUAAGCAAGAUAUGAUGGACUUCAGUAAAGCCGCGUUACACUGCGCUGAAGGACCGACCCGGGUUCGGGACGUUAGUGUGUAUCAGGGCUAUGCAGGACAAUAUAGAAUCCCCGGAUGUGUUGAUGUACCUGUAGCUCAGCGCGCCAGGACCAGAGAUCACAAACACGAAAGUACUUUCGCAAUGGAGGACUACGACCCCUGGAAUUGGUCGUCUAGUUGGAGCAACCAACUGUAUUGUCCAAAAGAGCAAGCAGCCAGCCCGCAUAUCUGGAAAUCGUCACUAACAGACCCAGCGCCUGAUACCAGCCCUUUUCUUCGGCGCGGGAGGAAGAAACGGGUUCCAUAUACAAAAUUGCAGCUGAAAGAACUCGAGCAUGAAUACACCAUCACAAAGUUUAUUACCAAAGAGAGGCGUCGACGGAUAGCCUCCUCUACUAACCUGUCAGAGAGACAAGUCACUAUAUGGUUUCAGAAUCGCCGUGUCAAAGACAAGAAAAUAAUUUCAAAAAUAUCUAAAGAUUUUGAAUUAUUUUAAUUAUUUUCCACAGAUAUUACACAUAUUCGUUAAUGGUCUGAGGGUCCACAUUUAUUGUUAAUGUGUCUUAUUGUGCUGUCAGUUUUAUUGGUGCUUCUAUUUUAAAAGCUUUAAAUAUAUUAAUAAAUGAUAUGAUUUAUUUCGCAAGCACCACUAUGUUCUCCAGACUCAUAUUUCUAAGGAUUAAGGCUGCUGAGAACAUUUUUAUUAUACGCUAUAUACUAAUACUACGAUAUUAUUUUGUUCUACGUUAAGGUCGGUUUAGUUUCGUUAUAUGCAUUUUGGUUUUGUUUAUAUCUAAAUAACGACUUAUUUCAGUGUUUUCUUAAGAAAAUGUCAUUACAUAAUUUGUAAUUGUAAGCAUGCACUUGAAAGUAUUGAACCCAUGGAGAAUGUUAUAAGGAAACAAUGUAAAUUAAGCAAAUCAGAUUCAACCACAUAAACAAAACGUUUGCGAUUUUAUUUUGUGAAAACAUGAAGCAAGACAAUAAAUAAUAUAUUUGCAGUGAUUUGGAAAUUACUGUGUAAACGA